AUGCAUAUAAAGAACGCAAGAAGAAUUAUUGUUGAGUCACUGGAGGGAAGAAGAAAACCCACAGCGCACGAUAUAGAAUACAAUAUGGACGAAACAGACAGAGACAUUCUGCAGUAUUUACAGAGCAGGCACUCUUGGUUCACAGAGGACAUGUAUGAACUGGUCAUGGACAGACUAGAAAAAGAGCAUCACUUUUUGCAACGAAUUGCCAUAACAAAAAUAUCUGAUGGCGAUGAUUUGUCAGAGGAGUGCAAUAUAUGUGGAGGAAAGGAAACGGAAGAUGACAACUUUCUUGUGUUCUGUGAUGGGUGUAAUAUUGCUGUUCACCAGUCUUGCUACGGAGUACCGCACAUUCCAGAGGGCAGUUGGCUCUGUCGGCCAUGCCUUUUGUCACCAAAAAAAGUAAUUAGUUGCAUUCUGUGCUCUUCACUGGGCGGAGCAUACAAGCGAACCAGAAAUGGGUUUUGGUGCCAUGUGAUAUGCGGCUUACUCAUACCCGGUGCGCGGUUUGAGAAUGUUUCUUUGGUUGAGCCCGUUGACAUAGAUGAUGUGCACAGGAGCCAGCACCACUGCACAGAGUGCGGGUUUAAGAAAGGAGGUGUGGCAAACUGUGCAUACUAUGGCUGUCGCAGAUACUACCAUGCGACUUGUGCUGUUGAAAGCCAGAAGUACAUAGACAUUGCCAACGGAAUUUUAUUUUGCACUGAGCAUGAUCCAAAGAAAAAAGCAGAACUGGCCAUGACGCGGUCUCCUGAUAGCAAUUACCCCGUGCUUGAAAAUCCUCCAGUCCUUCACAACUAUGUCCCGCUAUGGCAGCCGCAGAGAAGAGUUCACUUAGAAAUUGAAAAUGUUCCUGUAAAAAUUUCUGAUUAUGUGGUCAACCGAAUUGCAGAGCGUGAUCUACCCAAUAUAAAAUCAAGCGCAUCCUGCAUUAAAGACAUGUUUGCUGCAUGGCAAGCCAGAAAGAAGGACAGAACCAUCAUAAAAAGGCUUCGCAUUGACUCUCCUUCAGAUGAGUUCAACCACUGGGGGAAGAGAGUGUUUACAGAGAAUCCGGCAAUUACCAGGGAAUCAAAUAUUUUACACGCGAUUUUAAAACUUCCAGAAGAAAUAGUCCUACCCGCAGCAGAAAAGUACUUGUAUAACAUAUGCGCAGUCACUACGCACAGAAUCGUGAAUUCAUACAAGCUCGCAGAGAACAUAGCAGACACAACAUCCAAGCACAUUUUAGAUAUGGAAAGCAACAGAAUCUCGCUUAUCUCUAAAUUCAUUAAGGGAUACAAUCAGAUCCAAUCUCUGCACAAUGCAUUAACAGCUGCAGACAGGCAUUCUCUAUUUAAAGAGCAAAUUACAGAUGAUAUUGCCCCAGGGUACUCCUCUAUAAUACGGACGCCCGUAUCACUUGAUCUUAUAAAGCAAAGAAUAUCUAAACUUAAGUACAAAUCAUUUGCAGACACCGUGAAGGACGUAGAAUUGCUCAUAAAUAAUGCAUACACGUACAAUGGCCGCGACUCCUUCAUUGGAAUAGAAACUGCUCACAUAGAAGAAAAGCUUAGACAGUAUACAGUCAAAGAAAAUGAAAUAAUUCUAGCCAGAAUAUUACCAAACCCAUACAUGCCGUAUAAAGUCAUUCGCACAGACUUAGAAGCAAUUUUAGAUGCAGUAGAGGUACAGGAGAUUCUAACAAAGGAGACUCACUUAAUAGAAAGAGAUAGACUAAUUAUAGUGGAUUCAUCAGAAAAUAUUAUGGAAAGGCUAUGUGAGCUAAACCGAUUAACAGGAAUAUCUCUAAGCCAGGAAAAAGAACAAACUAAUUCUGUAAAAGCAGCUGGUAAUUUUAAAUAACGGGUUUACCGUUUGUUAUCUUUUUUGUAAAUCUUUCUCAGAUCAUUUCCCUUUUAGG
This is a messenger RNA of Nematocida parisii ERTm1, 1903 nucleotides long. RefSeq lists its product as uncharacterized. The transcript has a single exon. Gene Ontology annotation, molecular function: protein binding. Gene Ontology annotation, biological process: regulation of transcription by RNA polymerase II. The record is from RefSeq and is a predicted model, not a curated record. The coding region runs from base 1 to 1845 and encodes 614 amino acids. NCBI's taxonomy places the organism in Eukaryota, Fungi, Microsporidia.